AUGAAAGAAACAACAGCAAAAGAAAGACACCCUUCGGCCAGCGCGCCCUAUCCACCCCAGAAACUUGCGUCACGAUCCUGCACCGCCUGCUAUCAGCGCAAGGUCCGCUGCGACCGGGCUGUGCCGUGCAGCAACUGUGAAAAGCAUGGCGUUAGCUGCGUGUACCCGACCAGGGCCACGACCGACGCGGAUGGCACUUCCGUGAAGAAGGGCCCGACUCUGCAGAGCAUCGCCAACCGGCUCGGGCGUGUGGAGGUGCUGUUGACGCGGUUGCUGGAACAAACGGGCGAGGCAUCGGCAGAGAGACUGGAUGGCCAGACCGACAGCACAGGGUCGGUUACAAUACCGUUAGGAAGUCGAGUGCUGCCAUCCAUUGCGAAAAGCACCCGAGAGACAUCGCCGCCACGCCCGAUCGAUCCGCCACGCAACGCACUGUCUCCGCGUUCUGAGCAGGCACAGCUGAGCCAGAGACACAGCCAAGGCCAACAGAACCCGCAAGCGCCGUCGACCACGUGGGAAAUCCUCUUGCGUGACGAACUCGACGAACGAGCACUGACCUUUGUUGGCACACCCAGCAUGGGCCAGACGCCACAGAGCGGACAUGUGAAUAAGUCGACAUCGACAUCCAGCACACCGGCCUCGCACUUGCAAGUGACACAGAAGCACACGCCGGCCCCAACACAGCGAGGACUGCAUCACGACCACAAACCGGGAGACAACGCCGACGUACUCGCCCUCUAUCCGCAUGCGCAGCUUGCACUGCAGCUCUGGAGCGUCUAUGUCAAGCACGUCGACCCCGUGCUCAAGAUUUUGCACAUACCGACGCUGCAGUCGACGGUCGUGCAGACGAUCCUUGAUCCGGCAUCGGCGGCCGCAUCGACCUUAGCGUUGACGUUUGCCAUCUACUACGCCGCCGUGACGUCCAUGUGCAGCGCCGAUGACGAUGACAAUGGCGACACCUCCUUACCCCCCGAGGAGAGAAGCGCCCUGCUGUCCCAGUUCAAGACGGCAUUGGACGCGCUCCUCACGGUCCGUCGCGUCAUUGACCAGCCGGACAUUCAAUGCAUACAGGCCUUGGCCAUUUACGCAACCUGUCUGCGGGCGCACGAGGUCGGCCGCAGUGUGUGGAUCCUCAACGGCCUCGCCAUCCGCCUGGCGCAGUCCAUGGGCCUCCACCGCGACGGCAGCCAUCUCAAGCUGAGCCCGUUUGAGACGGAAAUGCGCCUGCGGCUGUGGUGGCACCUGUGCAUCCUCGACUCGCGCGCGCCCGAGGACCAGGGCCUGCAGCCGACGAUUGCCGUCACCAACUGGGAGCUGCGCGUGCCGCGCAACGUCAACGAUGCGCAGCUCUACCCGGCCAUGGUGGCGCUGCCGGCGGCGUCCACGGGGUGGACGGACAUGUCCUUCUUCCUGCUGCAGACGGAAGCCUGCCGGCGGAUGCAUCCGCUGAUGGAGACGCUGGAGCGCCAGUCGGGCCCCACGCCGGGGGUGUCGGCGGAGGAGGGCAAUGGCGAUGGCAAUGGCAAUGGCGAUGGCGGUGUGCACGGCACCCCGUCGGCCCCCAUCGACGUCGCCGACGGCAUCCGCCGCAUCCGCGCGCGCCACGAGUCCAUCCGCGACGCCGGACGGUACAUGCACGUCCAUUUUGGCGUGUCGCCGGACACGGGCCGGCCGACCGACCUGCCGCGCAUCGCCACCACGCACAUGGAGACGGCCUGCAAGAAGAUGGAGUUUGUGCUGCAGCUGCGCGAGGAGAUUCUGCUCAAGCGCUUCGGCGGCACGUCCGAUGUGGACGCGGCAUCGGACGCGUCGCCGCUCGAGACGCAGUCGUUUGCCCUGGCCUGCGAGACGCUCGCGUGCAGCCGCACCCUGCUACGCGACAGCCGCGCCGCGCACUACGGCUGGUUCUUCAACAUGUACACGCAGUGGUAUGCGCUGGCGUACGUGCUGCGCUGCCUCUGUCUCUGCGGCCGCGCCCACGCCCACGCCGCGGCCGAGCACCGCCAGGCGACGGCGUGGGCGCUCGUGGACGAGCUGUUCCCCAGCGGGCUGCGCCUGCACGAACGGCCCGGGCCCGACACGCUCAUCAGCAAUGACAGCGGCGAGGCCAGCAGCAGCGAUGCGUCCACCGGCGGCCACGCAGACGACGGCAGCAUCUGGAGCUACCUGCAUCGGCUUCGCCAGCAAGCCGCGCUCGUGCGCGAGCAGGCCCUCAACGACGACCUCGUCAGCAGACAGAGCGAACAGAGCGCAAAGACGAAUAAUACCUUGGCGGCAUCCUACGUGCCAGUUGCCGGUCUACCGCCUGCGGACGGCGACCUGGCGGAAAUGCAGUUGCCCGCAGCGGAUGCCUCUCUGCCGUCGGCCGGCCUGGUCCAAGACAACAACCAGGAACCGUUUUCGUCGCUGGACCUGUUCAUGGCCGACAUCCAGUUCUUGCCCGACUGGGACACGGUGAUCAACAUGUAG
This is a messenger RNA of Sporothrix schenckii 1099-18, 2469 nucleotides long. RefSeq lists its product as uncharacterized. The coding region runs from base 1 to 2469 and encodes 822 amino acids. Gene Ontology annotation, molecular function: DNA-binding transcription factor activity, RNA polymerase II-specific; DNA binding; zinc ion binding. Lineage: Eukaryota; Fungi; Ascomycota; Sordariomycetes; Ophiostomatales; Ophiostomataceae. Gene Ontology annotation, biological process: regulation of DNA-templated transcription; DNA-templated transcription. The record is from RefSeq and is a predicted model, not a curated record. The transcript has 3 exons.